CCCUCCCUCCGCAAGAAGGCGAAAACCUGAAAGUCGGCGAAGAAAGUUUUGUAUAUUUUCUUCAUGGAUAGCCAGGGUAUGCUGUUGCAACAUACAGUGCUAAGAUCGGCGACAGUCAACAAAGAGUACUAUCAAAAGGUUGUGCGGAGGGAUCUAACGAACGCUAUCAGGAAAAAGCGAGCAGGGUGCGACAUCGAAAAUUUAAUUUUUAAUCAAGAUAACGCUCCAGCACACCGCGCAGACGAGACUCUCCUUAUUAUUGACUUCUUAGGAUAUGAGCGGCUACGUCAUCCCCCUUAUAGCCCCGAUCUCGCCCCCUUAGACUUUUGUGUUUUCCCUAGACUGAAAGCAGAUUUGAGGGGUCGGAGGUUUGAUACAGAAGAUGAGAUCAAAAAUGCUGUGAGGUCCACAAUAAGAAGUUACACUCCAGAGUGGUAUGCAGACAUUUACCGGAAGUGGGUACAGCGGCACAGGAAGUGUACUGAACACAAUGAGGACUAUUUUGAAAAAGCAUGAACGUGACGAUAAGUUGUUUCUGGAAUAUGAACGUCACCUGAACGUCGUUUGCGUCGUCGACGUCGCCGAAGUGCUCCGUACGUGACAUAGUGUAUAACUUUAACGGGGUGUUAAAUAUGUGUAACAUUUAUGAAAAUCAUUGACUCUUAUAUAUUCAUGCAGCGAUUUCUCUAAAUUUUAAUGUGAUAUAUGACAUUAUAAAAACAUACACAAAAUAACAAAGUUAUCGUAAGACUCCGGG
Molecule: messenger RNA, 757 nt
Organism: Ruditapes philippinarum (Manila clam)
Lineage: Eukaryota; Metazoa; Mollusca; Bivalvia; Venerida; Veneridae
Product: histone-lysine N-methyltransferase SETMAR-like
Exons: 2
Coding region: 64-516 (150 amino acids)
Molecular function (GO): nucleic acid binding
Source: RefSeq, a predicted model, not a curated record